Lucilia cuprina (Australian sheep blowfly) is the source of this 1759-nucleotide messenger RNA. RefSeq names its product protein ALP1-like. The transcript has 2 exons. The coding region runs from base 687 to 1610 and encodes 307 amino acids. The record is from RefSeq and is a predicted model, not a curated record. NCBI's taxonomy places the organism in Eukaryota, Metazoa, Arthropoda, Insecta, Diptera, Calliphoridae.
UAGAAAAGGUAUACAUAGAACUGAAACUGAGAAUGACAAAACCUAAGUCUGCUGUCAAAAACCUAAGUCGUGAGAAUGUAUUAGUUGAAAAAUAUGUAACCCAACAAACACAAACUCUUUCGUUUAAAAAGUUUUUAUAUUUUUGUUUGACAUUAUGGCUGACUUCCAAAACGUACUCAUACAAAGUUUGUAUACAGUUUUGUUGCGGUGCUUAAAUCUUGUAUGUGUAAAAAGUUACGAAACAUUGCAACCAUGUGCUUUGUUUAUUCUGACGUUAUGAAAUGCGAGCGAUGCAAUGUAUUAUUUUUUUAAUAAAUCAGCUGUUUGUGUUAUUUUGAAAAAAUUAUUUGUUUACAAAAACGAAAAUGGUGAGCGCUGCGGUCCAAGUUUUACUUGAUAAUUUUUUUAAUUUGUCGGAGAGUUCCACUGGAAACUCUGUCCAAAUUUUGUCUACUAUAACACACUCAAAUAAAAGGAAAAGAAAAGUUCUAAUAGCGCCUCGAAACAGUCCAAAGAAACGAAGAAAGGUUCCAAAAACCAUAAAUUUCUGGAAAGUAAUUUCAAAAAUGCCGGACGACGUAUUUAGUAGCCACUUUAGAAUGAAAAUUCGUACUUUUAAGGCAAGUUAUCUAGUUGUUGUUCCCGUAAAAUGAUUAUAAAUUAUUUAUUUCUAGACAUUGAAAAAAAUGCUAGAUCCUUUGUGGCCAAUGCGCAAUACUGGACGGCCUUGUUUGUCCUUGACCAAAUCGCUUUACAUAACCCUGUGGAAGCUUAGCAACCAGAACAGUUUCAGAGAAUUAAGUGAUCGAUUUGGUAUAGGAGCGGCAACGGCGUACAGAUCAUUUAUUAAAACGCUUAAGGUGAUUUGUUUACUUAAGAGCAAGGUGAUAGUAUUUCCAUCUACCGAAAUAAGCCAAAAAUCGACAAUAGAGCAGUUUCGGGCUAGUCGCGCAUUUCCUUUCCCUUCUGUGUUAGGAUGCAUAGACGGAACGCACAUUCGUAUAUCUCAGCCAUUAAGGGACAGCAUCAGCUACUACAAUAGAAAAGGUACAUUCUCUAUAGUAGUACAGGCCAUUGCAGAUAGUAAGAUGAGAUUCAUUGAUGUUUUUGUUGGCUAUCCCGGAAGAUGUCAUGAUGCUUCUGUGUGGCGUAGUAGUCCAAUUCGAAAAGCAAUCGUUACUAAAAAGAUAAAAAUACCACCCGAAUGCCAUUUGUUAGGAGAUGGCGCAUAUCCCCUGGAGAUGUUUUUAAUGACGCCUUAUAAGGACAAUGGAUAUCUCACACAGGAACAAAAAAAAUUUAAUUACGUGUUGAGUUCGACAAGGGUAUUUAUAGAGCAGGCAUUUGGAAUAUUAAAGAAGAAAUUCCGUAUCUUAAAUUACAUUGAACUUCAAAAUAUAGCUCUGGCCAAGCAGAUUAUUAUGGCAUGUUUGGUACUACAUAAUGUAAUAAUUGACAACGAGAAAACAAAUGUUGAUGAUAACCCAAUUAUGGAUGAAACCAUCGGUGAAAGUUUAAAUGUUGAUAGCGAAGACCAUGGGAGUACCGAUUCACAAAAGGAUGAAGCUAAGAGAAAGAGAGAGCGACUGACAAUGUUAAUUUCAGCUUAGAUACAUAUACAUUGUAACAAACAUACAGUUUGAGACAAAAAUGUCUACAUAAUGGUCAAAUAUUAAACUUUUUGUCAAAAAUGUUAAACUAAAAACUAUAUUCAAAAUAGUUUUUUAUAAUGGUGUUUAUAGAAGACAAUUCUUAACAA